AUGGACCCAAUUCGACCUGAAUUUGAACUUUUGGACUCAACCGGACUUGAGUACCGCCAUUGGGCAGCUGAUGUGGAGACUACUUACGCGACGAAAGACCACACCGCCACCAUCAAGCCUUCAACCGUUGCAAAUGUUGUUCCAGCAACUGAAAAAGAAAACGCCAAUGCUCUCAUGUUCCUCAAAAGGCAUAUUGACCCUAACUUACGAUGGGGCUACCACCACUUCAAAACACCAAAGGAAUUAUGGGAUGCUCUCGAAAGUCGUUUUGGGAAUAUUCACGACUCUUUAUUUCCACAAUUACAAGUCCAGUGGAAUGAAAUCCGCUUCUUGGAUUAUGUUAAAGUGAAUGAUUUUCAAAAAGGCAUGCUGCAGCUACAAGCACGUCUGAAUUUUUGUGGCACCAAACUAACUGAUGGUGAAAUGAUACAGAAGACAUUGUCAACUUUCCUAACAUCUUUAAUUAUACUAGCGAACCAGUAUCAAUUGGAUGUGGAUAACAAAAGGAUAACCAAUUUUAGUAAGUUGAUUAACUUAAUUCAAGUCGCCGAAAGGCAAAACGAAAUCCUUGUCAACAACAAUGCCCGAGUUGUGGGAAAUAAGAAAGUUCAUGAAGCAAAUUACGACAAGGUUAACAUAGGAAAGAACCCCAAAGGUAAGAGGGGUGGACAUGCUGAUCAGUCACAUUCCCAUGAUUCCUAUUCCCAUACUCCAUACACAUGUGGAAGAGGUCAUGGGCGUGGUGGUAAUUCAAAUGUUUGGAACAGAGAUGUACUUUCUGGCCCAAAUGGUGGCAGCUCAAUGGUCGAGAAAGCUCCAAGAAAUCCCCCUAUCAAAAGGGACGAAGUUGGAAACGGGCCUUGUUAUAGGUGUGGAUCCGUUGAACAUUGGUACCAACAAUGCAAGGCUAGUAACAAAGUUGCAUACAUCUACAAGAAGUAUCGAGAAUCUAUAGAACAAGAAGCUCACUAUAUGGAUGAAAAUGAGAAUCCCCCCUGA
This is a messenger RNA of Papaver somniferum (opium poppy), 999 nucleotides long. RefSeq lists its product as uncharacterized. The transcript has a single exon. The record is from RefSeq and is a predicted model, not a curated record. Lineage: Eukaryota; Viridiplantae; Streptophyta; Magnoliopsida; Ranunculales; Papaveraceae. The coding region runs from base 1 to 999 and encodes 332 amino acids.